CAUGCUCUGUGUCCGCUAGUGAGCUAUGAAGCGGCGCAGUUUCGAGACUAACAAGCGAGCGAGGCCAGUGAGAAAAAUAAGAGUAGUUGAGAAUGGCUAUUCAUCAAGUUCAAGAUUGCUCACUUGUGUCAAACUCUUUUUGGUCUGGAUACUCAUUAUGGCGCUGGAUUACGCUCUAGAGUUCAGGAUCGAGUUUUUCUGGCCUGUUUGGUUAUUGCUGAGAAGUUGUGUCGACUCUUUCCGCUACCAGGGCAUGGUGUUUAUGAUGCUGUUUGUUGGGCUCGUAUGUAUAUCCGAUGCUAUCUGUUUUUUUCUAUUCCCGAGCCCGUGGCUCCUAUUUGCCGCCAGUAACUAUGCUUGGGUACAACUUGUUUGGCACUCAGAUCGAGGGAUAGGACUGCCUUUUGUCAUCACUUGGUGUUUCUUUGUGUAUGUUGAGGCCACCAUUCGACUUCAAGAUCCACCACCACAUCUCGACCUGAGCAGACCAUUUGCUGCUCAUUGUAUAGGAUACCCUGUUGUCACAUUAGGUUUUGGACUCAAGAGCUACUUAGAAUUCAGCAUUCAAGACAGAAGAAAACAAGCAGUGAGAAAAGAGAACGCAUUUUACUUUGAAUUAAUUGAAAAGGCUCUACCAGAAAUGCCUAGUGACGUGGAAAGCAAGCAGUUAUCUCAGCAAGUAGAUCAGUCACAAGAUACGAAAGUUAUUCAAGCAACCAAUGAACAUCAAACAUAUGAACAGCAUGGGAGAAUACAAGGUUUGUUGUCUUGGUUUUUGAGUCGAAGGAAGCAAGAAGAAGAAAUCUCAUCAAAUAGUGUGGUUGCAAAUGGAGAAGCAAAGCCGGUGAAACAGAACGGAAAAAAAGCAGUGUCAAAUGUAACAGACACUGCAGAGGGAAAAACGACAUCCAGACUAAAACCAAGUCACAAACCAGGCACAACACCAAAACAGCCGAGACCACUACAACACCAACAGUUACAACCACAGGCACAAUCAAAACACGGAAAACAUGAACAGCAAUUGCCUGAACAGCAGUUGCUUGAACGGCAGUUACCCCAGCAUGUUAUAGAACAACACAUCAAAGAGGCACGUCAUGGAGACAGCCACUCACAGCUACCACCACAAACACAAAGACAAACAGAACAUGAUACGACUGGCAGGUCAAACAACAGUGGACACGAAAAGGCAGUUUCGAAGAAGAAUGGAGAAGACAAAAGACCGGUGAGUGCGACAAGACAAAGUACAGACCGUAAACUCAGUGAUAUGGAUGUGGAGAGGCAACUAGCAGAAUUAGCUGUUUCAGAGAAACAAAUGAGAACUGAGAAUGAAAGACUAAAGGCUAGCAACGAAGAAGCAGGACAUAAAAUGGAUGAGUUGAGAAGGGAAGUCCAGCACAACGGAGAGGAGCUCCAUACACUGGGCAAGAGGCUAAAAGGUGAACAGGAAGCGAGACAGACUAUUGAACGCGAGCUGGAGACCGAAAGAAAUAAGUCUUCGUCUGCAGAAGAAAUGAAGAAAAUGAAGAACAAACAGGAAGAAGCAGAGUUCAGACUCAGACACACAGAAAUGGAAAAACAAAGCUUGGAGAGACAGCUGGCACAGACGAACGAGAACGCAAAGAAAGACAAAGACAUGAUGAUGUCUGCAUUGUCUGCAAUGAAGGAAAAGAAUGCACAUUUAGAGAACAGCCUGAGUGCAGAGACAAGAAUCAAGCUGGACUUGUUCUCAGCACUCGGUGACGCAAAGCGAAAAAUCACAGUAAAAGAGGAAGAACUAGAAUCAAAAAGCAAAGUGUGUGAGUCACUGGAGCAGCGAAUAGCAGAACUAAUGGCUCUUCUACCGUCCUCUGCAACCGAGGAAGAGAAAGACAUGCCAAUGGAUGGUAGGAUAUCAACACGAAAUUUUCAUAGUGACGACUCGAUUUACUAA
Corticium candelabrum is the source of this 1930-nucleotide messenger RNA. Its product is annotated as macoilin-2-like. The record is from RefSeq and is a predicted model, not a curated record. NCBI's taxonomy places the organism in Eukaryota, Metazoa, Porifera, Homoscleromorpha, Homosclerophorida, Plakinidae. The transcript has 5 exons. Gene Ontology annotation, cellular component: rough endoplasmic reticulum membrane. Bases 26 to 1930 code for a protein of 634 amino acids. Gene Ontology annotation, biological process: neuronal signal transduction.